CUCAGAGACUGAAGGAGAGGUCAUCGGGUUACUAUCAAUCGGGAAGCGUGAUACUUCCAAGCUCCUCUAGUUUGCGCAAACCCUACGCCGUGCUGAUGCUCUUGGGUGUGUUUACCUCUGACGUCUACUUCCGCGUGACUUUACAACUAGGUUGGAAUCGAGGAAGGCGCCAGAUUUGAAGAUCGGUCUGCGAUCAAAUACUUUACCAAAUGGAUAACCCAAGACAGAAAGGUGUGUUUGAUCACCUGAUGAUGUUAGAGAGGAGAGAAGCGGCAGUACUGCAAAGACAUCAGAAUGAGCGUCUGGAGGAACUACGUACAACAGCAGCAACACUGCGUGCAAAAAAAGACAGAAUCCGAGUGGAAACAUCUGCAAUAAAGAAUCUGAAAGCUCAAAUGGACCAGGGGCUGCCACUGGAUGAUGAUGAAACUGAACACUUUGUUAAAUUUGAACCAUAUCUGCUGAUGUCCAGGCGUAUGCAGCUUAGGGACCUUCAAACUGCCCACAGACUCAUUGCUGGAUACGACUUGAUCGAGAGCAAACAAGGCAAAAGUGUGUGUGUGUCAUUUCACACUGCCUUUGAGGGUGUUUGCUUGGAAACCUACAACAUGGAGAUGGACCUUAACCGCAUGGUGCAGAUCAGUCGUCAUAACAUCCCUCCAUGUAUACCACUGGAGAAACUCGCCAAGGAGAAUCUACAGACUGAUUUUAAAGGCUUCCUGCAAACACUAGACCUACACCUUAAUGCUUUAGCUGGCCGCAAACAGCAGAUUACUCUCGUAAAGGAACUCGUUGGGACAGUAGAAAUCAUUGAAAAAAAUCAAUUGUGCAACUUUCUUGCCCUUGUGUGCAAAGCCCCAGCAGAGAGUGAUGAGGAUAUUCUGUGCACACUGGAGUAUGGUGACCUCACCCGAUGUCUCCCUACUCAUGUUGUCAUUGAUGGUGAAAAUAAAACACUUAUAGAAUCUCCACAGUGGAAGGAACACCAAGUAUUGCUCCUGGAGACUCCAGUUCACAGUGCUCUUUUGACCAUGAGAAAACUGGGAAGCAUUUCAUGAACAAGGCAGAAACAAUUUCUAA
Molecule: messenger RNA, 1080 nt
Organism: Ictalurus furcatus (blue catfish)
Lineage: Eukaryota; Metazoa; Chordata; Actinopteri; Siluriformes; Ictaluridae
Gene: cenpo
Product: centromere protein O
Exons: 6
Coding region: 210-1058 (282 amino acids)
Cellular component (GO): Mis6-Sim4 complex; kinetochore
Source: RefSeq, a predicted model, not a curated record